GUCCACAACAGACUGCCAAAACGUAGGAGUACCGGAUGGAAGGCCAAAGGUGGAGAGGCGGUAACGGUUCAUUGAGGCUGGGGGAAAGGACGAAGCUCCGGGAGGAGGACCUCUGGCGCGGUGGAGGAGACCCGAAGCUGGAGAUCGAUGUCGUUGGCUGUCACAAUGUGAUCGCACGUCUGAGCCAUACCGCAUCGGUUCAGACUGAUGUCGACGGAACAGGACACCGGGGCACUGCCACGACGCAGUGCCAGAAUCGCAGUUCGUGCCCGCCCUGCAGUACCUCCAAGACCGAAGAAACUCAGCAGRCGGACGACUCCAGCAGCAUCAAGUACGGCAUUGACGGUACAAGACGCCACCGGAGAUCAUCCCGGACGACUCCAGCAGCAUCAAGUACGGCAUUGACGGUACAAGACGCCACCGGAGAUCAUCCCGCAUACCCAGUCCGAGGAGCCAAUGAGCCCGCGACUGAUUAUCGUGGGCGGCUACUGGCAUUUUCAGAAGCCGUAGCUGCCGUCGAGGCCCGGAAGGAGAUAGCAGAGGCAGAACGUCAGCGGCUAGCCAAUGCAGCGGCAGCCGAAGCUCAGCGAACGACUGAGACUGACGCAGCGACACGAGACAGACGGAAUGCCAGCAGCACGGAGUCCUUGAUUGCUUGUGAGCAUUUGUGGACGACGGUACUCCAAGACAUGAUCUUUGUGCCUACAGAAGCGCAGGCAGACCCAACACCGGCGGAGGUAGAGAGAAGUAACCUGGCUAACUUACUGCUGGGCAUGAUGAGAGGUAUUAUGUGGAAUAAUACACUGCUGCAGUCACAUUUGCGUGCGGACGUGACGCAGCGACAAACAUACAAGAAUGAUAUGACUACGUUAACCACUGCUAUCCGCACAGAGGCAAUGCAGCAGCAGCAACARCAUCAACUGUUGAAUUCCACUGUCACACGCGUCAACAGCAUAGAGGCUAACGCCUCAGCAACGCCAGGCUGCACGACAGACGUGACGAAGCAACUCAACGAGCGCAUCGAUCAUGUCGUCACCAUCAUCGGCAACAUAAGUACGUUCACUGGACCAGACUCGAUCAGCAGCACGGUGGCUUCCAUCAAGAUGGACCUCACCAAGCUACAGACGAGACCGGAAGCUGCUAUAAAGACGUUCAAGAUGCCGCACUUCGACAUCAGCAAGUUCGACGACUACAACAAGUCGGACGCCUUGUCAUGGUGGCAACGCUUCCUCACGGAAGCAUCAUGCCGCAUGGUCCUGGCGGACGACAUGUUGAAGGCACUAUAUCUGCAGCUGAUUGGAGGAGCGCAGGGAUGGAUGAACCACCUAGCGGCUACACACAAGUGCACUAUCGCCGAACUCCACAYGCACAUUACGUGGAAGGAGUUCGAGCAGCUAUGGUUCACCCGGUUCAUGGUCCGCAACGUCGURAAGGCGKCCAUGAAUGAGGUGUACACAUGCUCUCAAGGGAACAUGCCRACYCGAGACUGGACAACGAAGUGGCAAAAGAUAGUGACCACAGCAGGUUUCGAUUUGACAUUUCCAAAUCAACGAUCCGAGUUCUUCUCACGAUCGUGCGCGGGAUUGCGGUCGUCACUCGGUAAUGAGUACGACUAUACCACAUUCCAGRCCAUUCUGGAUCGAGCGAACUUGGUCAUCCAAACGGACGACAAGGCCGCUAACGAGAGACAAUCCCAGCCGCACUAUGUGGCUAAGCAGACCUAUCAACGUCCGACACAUAACAAUGCCGUAUUUUCUAAAGAAAUCGACGACCACCACACGGCGGCAGCAUCCUCGAGUGAUGGAGGAAUUGUCGCAGCGCUCCCGCCGAAGCAUCCGAAGAGAGUUCGCAAGAACAAGGCGACACAAGGGACAGCGGCGACGGGAGCUGGGCAGCAGCCAUGGACGGCUUAUAAGAWCACCAAGGAGGUCUAUGACCUACGUCAGAACCACGUGCAUGUAGAUUGCGUAUGCGCAGCCUGUACACCGUCGGAAAGUGAUCCGGUCAGUUCGCCACUGAUUUUCGAGGACUCGACGGCGUGGUCAAGACUUGAGGAGCUUGACCCGCUCACGAGAGAGGACUUCGCCUGGAUGCCUCUACCCUCGACCGGAACCUUGCCAAGGCCGCAUUGCAACGCCUUGAUGGCAAAUCUACGCUCCUACUUGCACACUACAGUACCAGCUCCGUUGACGGACGACGGGGUAGCGGUUGCCGAUCUCCGCUCCUAUCUUGCGAAGAUCGACCGCGAGCACGCCACCCAAAGGUACGCCGAAACCGACGCACCUUUGCUCUAUAUCCGCAUUCAAAUCGGAAAGGCAACCUGUUGUGCCUUGAUUGAUUGCGGAGCGUCUCGCAACUUUAUGAGUCAAGCCUUUAUGGCCCGCGAAGGUCUUCGCCCGCGCGUUCGAAGAAAGACGCAACCUACGCAAGUUACACUCGCGGACGGCCGCAUGCAAAAGUCAAUUGACCGAUGCGUUGAUGGCGUUCCGGUCUACUUUGCGCCACUUGCGUGCGAGCCGGUGUCUUUUGACAUCCUCGACACCAAGUUUGACAUGAUUCUAGGCAUGUCUUGGCUGCGUAGCGCCGAUCAUCCGGUAAACUUCCAUGACCGAACCGUUCACACCCGUGAUCGGAACGGAGUGUUAGUCCCAUGUACGGUCGCGACCCCUCACACUUCGAUUGCUUGUCACGUGGUUUCCGUUGCGAGAAUUUGCGACGCUAUUGCUCGGAAUGACGUCGAGGAGAUGGACCUUGUAUUCUUGCAUGCUCUCCCCUCGCCGGACGGACCAGCCGCGUCACCDCCGGACCCACGCAUUUCUCACCUAUUGGACGAGUAUAGAGACGUUUUCGAGGCUCCCACCKGAAYGGUUCCGGAUCGGCCCAUACGUCACGGGAUCACUCUCGAGGCAGGCGCCGUCCCUCCGCGUGGAUGUAUCUACCGCAUGAGCRAAGAGGAACUCGAAGUGCUUCGCGCACAACUCGAUGACCUUCUCGACAAGGGCUGGAUUCGCCCUAGUUGCUCGCCAUAUGGUGCACCUGUUCUCUUCGUCCGGAAGAAGAACAAAGAUCUACGGUUAUGCAUCGAUUAUCGCAAACUUAAUGCACAAACCAUAAAGAACGCCGGCCCUCUCCCUCGGAUUGAUGAUCUCCUUGAGCGGUUAGGCGGCGCGACGUACUUCUCGAAGUUGGAUCUGAAGUCAGGUUACCACCAGAUUGAAAUCCAGCCUCAAGACHKGUACAARACYGCGUUCAAGACGCGGUAUGGGCAUUUUGAGUGGGUGGUCAUGCCAUUUGGCCUCACCAAUGCCCCCGCAACGUUUCAAUCAGCGAUGACGACCGAGUUUCGCGACUUGCUCGAUCGCAGCGUCCUCAUCUACCUUGAUGAUAUCUUGGUUUAUAAUAGGACGUUGGACGAGCACAUCAUACACCUUCGCGUUGUUUUGAAUCGUUUGUGACUAGCCAAAUACAAAGCGAAUCUCGACAAGUGCGAAUUCGCCAGGCAAGAGCUUGAGUACUUGGGCCAUUUUGUC
Chara braunii is the source of this 3530-nucleotide messenger RNA. NCBI's taxonomy places the organism in Eukaryota, Viridiplantae, Streptophyta, Charophyceae, Charales, Characeae. The record is from the annotation of a GenBank genome assembly.